AUGGAUCAAACAAAUAGUACUAAUAUUAUGCAGGUGAAUAAUAUAAAGAAUGAAAUAGAAUCUGUAAUGCUAGAACAUAAUUCUAAUACUCCUACUAAUAAUUCUGACGUAGUGAUGACACCCCCUGCACUUUUAAUACCUGCGAACACAGAGAACCGUAUAAAGAAGGUAAGGACUAAAAAGAUGAAGAAGCUAUCGGAUGAUCAAAUUAGAAUGAAUCAUGUAAGUUCUGAGAAGAGAAGACGGGAACUAGUAAGGGAAAUAUACGAUGAACUUGUGACGUUAGUACCUGAUCUGCAGAAAAAUGAAAAUAGAUCAGAAUUAAUAAUAUAUCUAAAGACAAUAAAUUAUCUUUCAUGGCUCUAUAGGAAGAACAGAAUGCUAAGAACUAAAAUUAUGGAAGAACAUCCAAGCGAAAUAAAUAAAAUAACUCAAAAUUUGAUAUGGAAAUUAAAGGAGAAAAAUUAA
Maudiozyma barnettii is the source of this 468-nucleotide messenger RNA. It is a transcript of the gene INO4, whose product is annotated as Ino4p. The record is from RefSeq and is a predicted model, not a curated record. Gene Ontology annotation, molecular function: protein dimerization activity. Bases 1 to 468 code for a protein of 155 amino acids. NCBI's taxonomy places the organism in Eukaryota, Fungi, Ascomycota, Saccharomycetes, Saccharomycetales, Saccharomycetaceae. The transcript has a single exon.